This is a messenger RNA of Brassica oleracea var. oleracea, 394 nucleotides long. RefSeq lists its product as uncharacterized. Bases 117 to 326 code for a protein of 69 amino acids. The transcript has a single exon. The record is from RefSeq and is a predicted model, not a curated record. NCBI's taxonomy places the organism in Eukaryota, Viridiplantae, Streptophyta, Magnoliopsida, Brassicales, Brassicaceae.
UCGCCACAUUCCUCUCUUUCUCUUCUGUACUAUAAAACAGCUCUCUCAUUUCUCUACGAUAUCGUAUUCGUUCAAGCAAUCAUCAUCGACAUUCAACAGAGAAAAAGAAGAAGAAAAUGUCGGACUGGGGACCGAUACUAGUGACGGUGAUACUCUUCGUGAUGCUCACGCCAGGACUUCUGUUUCAGUUGCCUGGACGACAAAGAUACGUUGAGUUUGGUAAUUUUCAGACAAGUGCCGUCUCCGUUAUGGUCCAUUCCCUUCUCUACUUCUCCCUCGUCUGCGUCUUCCUCCUCGCCCUCAAAAUUCACAUCUACAUUGCCUAAUUGUUGUAACCCCUUUAAUUUAUUCUGUGUGUUUUCUUUUAGAAUUUUAACCUUAAACUCGUUUCUAU